Molecule: messenger RNA, 864 nt
Organism: Trichoderma atroviride IMI 206040
Lineage: Eukaryota; Fungi; Ascomycota; Sordariomycetes; Hypocreales; Hypocreaceae
Source: RefSeq, a predicted model, not a curated record
AUGCCUAUUAACCACACAUCAGAAUGGGGAGAUAAGCUUGCGGAGCUGGCCGUUCAGGAAACUGCGGCCCCCCCUCCAGCGGAAAAUGCAGUUAAUGCUCAACUAACGGACAUUGACGGCACUGGGAUCGCCACCCUAACAAGCAAUCUGACAAAGGUCCCUAGGCCAUACGGCGGCUUCGCCCUCAUCUUUAAGCACGGCACAGAGUACAAGGACUUUGAGUGGCUCCAGUUCAUCACGCGGCAACUUGUUGUUGAUGAUGCCGCCAUAACAGGCAACUUAGUCAUGAAGGCAAACACGACUUCCUACCAACUGGUAAACUCAGCGGUGGAGAUUACAGACUAUUACUUCGCAUCGGGGUCAGAGCCCUCCAACUGGAGUACCUGCUGGAAAGUAGACUCUACUAUUCUUCCACAUCCCAAGCCCUUCUUCCGUGACAGUUACGAAUACGCCAUCUCCGAUGGUCAUAAGUUGACCGCUAUUAUGGACGCUCCGGGUGUUAUGGCCGGAAAAAAACCGACAAAGGCAGAGAAGUCCAUGUACGAAGAUGUCCCAGACGGUUUGGUGGUAAUGAAGGAUGCGCUAGGUACCAGCGACGGAGUCUCUCGCGCCUACUUCUCGGACUACCUCGUGAAAAAGGUCGGCAGCAAAUGGCGUAUCUACGCCCGCUUUGACUUCAGCUUGACAUGGGAUGCAAGGGAUGUGGACAAGAGCAAUUUCACGCUACACUCUCUGAAAACCACUAAAACCUCGUCGCUGCUCGAUUGCCACAUGGCCGCUCUCAUGCACAAGACGACGCCGGGCAAACCAGGCCUGGCGUCCAAAGAACCCUGGAAGGGCUUUCGUGACUCCAUUCUCCAGUGA